Solanum verrucosum is the source of this 1870-nucleotide messenger RNA. Its product is annotated as protein NRT1/ PTR FAMILY 5.8. Gene Ontology annotation, biological process: transmembrane transport. The coding region runs from base 171 to 1775 and encodes 534 amino acids. The transcript has 4 exons. The record is from RefSeq and is a predicted model, not a curated record. Gene Ontology annotation, molecular function: transmembrane transporter activity. Gene Ontology annotation, cellular component: membrane. Lineage: Eukaryota; Viridiplantae; Streptophyta; Magnoliopsida; Solanales; Solanaceae.
AGCUUAGCCAAUAAUAUAAAUAUAAGAUCUUCGAGUAUGGCACUAUAUUAACACUGUUUAAUUUGUUUGUGUAGUGACUGAAAUAGUAAAAACCAGAUGAAAGCAACAACAUAUAAUUAAUUAGCCUCGUUUAUACCUUCUCCAAUUUCUCCUUUUCAACUUAAUUUCUCAUGGCUGGAGGACAAAGUCCAAGAAAUCUCAACAAACCAUGUAUUCUCCUCAUAGUUAUAGCGGGAAUGGAGAGGUUUUCAUUCAAAGGGGUGGCAUCAAAUUUAGUGACAUAUCUAACAGAUGUGGCCAAAAUGAGCAAUUCAGCUGCGGCAAAGAUGGUUAACAAUUGGUGUGGUAUUACGUCUAUGUUGCCAUUGCUGGUUGCUCCACUAGCUGAUUCUUAUUUGGACCGCUACACCACUGUAUUGGCUUCUUCUUCUCUAUAUUUUGCCGGUCUUUUAGCUUUGACAUCAUUGGCAUUACAAUGGCCAUGGACAUCUGUGGACAAAUCGGGCUUCUCUUCAUCGUUAUCAUGGUCUCUGCAUUUAAUUUCACUAGGCCAAGCGGGUUACAACCCGUCCUUACAAGCUUUUGCAGCGGACCAAUUGGAUGACGAAGAAGAAUUGCCCUGUACAAAGAAUGACCAGAGCUCCAAGAAAAAGAGUACAUUUUUCCACUGGUGGUAUUUUGGCAUAUGUUGUGGCAGCCUACUUGGAGUGUCCAUUAUGUCGUACAUACAGGACACGUUAGGAUGGGGGUUAGGUUUCGCCAUUCCCUCGAUUGCCAUGAUAGUGUCAAUUGUAGUCUUCAGAUUUGGCAACAGGUUUUAUAAACAUAACACGGAUGGUGAACUUAUCCAUAUCAAGUCUUUGGGAGGUCAUAUAGUUAAAGCUAUUAGAGCAGCUACCGCAAGAUUGACCUGUGGUGAGAUUGCUGUACCAGAUACCAACAAGUCGAAAGUUGUUGAGAUCGAACUUGAAAAUGCACCACUCUGCCAACAAGAUUCAGGCAGCACGGAUAAAAAGCCGGAGAAUGGGAUAGUAGAAAUUCUAAAAGUAGUACUACCUCUACUGCCAGUAUGGACUAUGCUUCUGAUGUUUGCAGUGAUUUUUCAACAACCUGCAACAUUUUUCACUAAACAAGGUAUGACAAUGACAAGAAACAUUGGAAGCAACUUCCGAAUUCCACCAGCUGCACUUCAGAGUUCAAUCACAAUAUCUAUAAUCCUGCUCAUGCCUCUUUACGACACAUGCUUUAUCCCCUUCAUUCGUGUUUUGACACGUAAUGAGAAAGGUAUCACUGUGAUGCAGAGAAUGGGAAUAGGGAUGUUCCUUUCAGUGAUAGCAAUGAUAAUUGCAGCUGUUACCGAAAGAAAAAGACUGGAUAUUGCCAGAAAUCUAGGUACUUUAACUUCAGAAUUUGAAGCUUUGCCAAUGAGCAUAUUUUGGUUGCUGCCUCAAUACAUAUUAUUGGGAAUUUCAGAUAUAUUCACAGUUGUCGGUAUGCAAGAGUUCUUUUACUCUGAAGUUCCCAUAAAUAUGAGAACUUUAGGCAUAGCUCUUUAUACUAGUGUAUUUGGUUGUGGUAGUUUCUUCAGCUCAUUCCUUAUAACAGUGAUUGAACAUUUGACAAGUUCAAUAGGAGAAAAGCAGAACUGGUUCGCCGAUGACAUGAGCAAAGCCCGUUUAGACAACUACUACUGGUUUCUGGCAUUGUCAAGUGCAACCAGUUUUUUUAUGUUUAUGGUUUUCUGUCGAUUUUAUAGAAGCAGGACAGUUAAUUAGAGUGUUUUUGUUAUUGUGGAAUGUUGUGUUUUGCACAUUCAUUUCUAAGUAGAAAGUGAAGGUUCUGCACAGCUUGUAUAUAAAGGAAGAUAUAU